CUUAUUGCAUUAAUGAGUUAAACGCAAAAGAUAUCGCCUUUUAGGUGGUCUUCGUAUUGCAGUUGCAAUUCAUUUUAGACGUUCGCUGCACUUCAGGUGAGAAUUCCAGAGGACGAAAAUGGAUCGUUGGAUAGGAAAAAUCGCUGUUAUCACUGGAGCAUCCUCUGGAAUUGGAUUGACAACAGCAAAAGCACUUGUUCAGAGUGGAAUGAUUGUUGUGGGAUUAGCCAGGCGAAAGGACAGAAUGGAGACUGAAAUGAACGAUAUGCCGGAGGCAAGGGGUAAAUUUCACGCUAUCCAAUGCGACGUGAGUAAUGAUAAUGACGUUGUGGAGAGUUUUAAGUGGAUCAAAAAUAAUGUUGGCAAAGUUCAGGUUCUAAUCAACAACGCAGGUAUUUUAGUGAAGGGGAAAUUCACCGAUCUAGAAAAUGCUACAUUGCAAAAUAUUAUUAACGUCAAUGUUAUGGGGACAGUCUUUUGUGCAAGAGAGGCACUGAAAGUAAUACAAGCUGAUAAUUUACCGGGGCAUAUUAUCAAUAUUAACAGUAUUGUUGGCCACCGAGCUGUAAAGCCUGAGAGAGAGGAUAUAAAUAUCUAUAUUGCCAGUAAACAUGCAAUCACCGGAUUUUCUGAAACUCUUGUGAGAGAAGUGAUGGGUCAAAAUAUUCGUGUAACGAGUAUCAGCCCCGGUCUAGUGCAGACCAACUUGAUGGGACCAGUUGAUUUAACAAAGCUGGGAUUACCAGUUCUGCAACCCAAAGAUGUUGCAGAUAGCAUUAUCCACGUACUCGGUAAACCACAGAAUGUUCAAGUGAAGGAACUUAUCAUAACAAGUUUAGGCGAAAACCUACCAUAAUUUUUAAUUUUGAAGAAGAUCCGAAAUAAAUUAUCUCUGUUGAAUAA
This is a messenger RNA of Fopius arisanus, 903 nucleotides long. Its product is annotated as dehydrogenase/reductase SDR family member 11. The record is from RefSeq and is a predicted model, not a curated record. The coding region runs from base 119 to 856 and encodes 245 amino acids. Lineage: Eukaryota; Metazoa; Arthropoda; Insecta; Hymenoptera; Braconidae. The transcript is spliced from 5 exons.